Nematocida ausubeli is the source of this 765-nucleotide messenger RNA. RefSeq lists its product as uncharacterized. Lineage: Eukaryota; Fungi; Microsporidia. The transcript has a single exon. The record is from RefSeq and is a predicted model, not a curated record. Bases 1 to 765 code for a protein of 254 amino acids.
AUGAAUAUAAGAAAGCUAUCUUGCAUAUUCACAAUAAUAGGAUAUUCUGGUUAUAUAAUGGGAACACUUCCACCCCGCCCCCUGUUGCACACAUAUAAUACACACAUUAAGACAGCAGAAAAUGAAAAGAUGGUUAUAGAUAUUUAUCUGCGCAUUAGAAAAGAAUCUUUAUCAAAGACACUUCAGAUGGUGCUUUCUAUGGUGGAGAUAACUGAGAAUGCAAGUGAAAUAUUAAAUAAAUCUACUAUGAUAAAUAAGCAAAGGAAAAACAUUCAAAGGCUAUUGAAAUAUCAGAAAUAUAAAGAAGAACUCAUCCAGAGAAUGGACUCUAUAUAUAAUGAAAUGUCUAAAAUAAAUAAAACCAGUGUUUUGUACAAGAUGAAGGUGGCUGAGCUCUUCUACUACAUUUAUGCGAUAACCACGCAAGUACCGUAUCCCUUCAAAACUAUGCACUAUUUAGUAAAGUAUGCUGGAAAUAUAGAAAAAUAUAAAGUUGCAUUAAACAAAGCCAUUAAAAGAAACAUGAAUUCAAUAUUGCAUAUAAAUUUCCCAGAUAUAGACAGAAAUGACGAAGAAUUUGAUAGAAAAAUACAAGACAUGCAGGACAGUGUUGACAUGUUUUUAUCCCAAGUUGAUUCAGAGUUCUAUGAUAUAGGUUCUUCUAAGAUGAUAUUUGAUGUUGCUAAGCUUUAUAUAUUUUUGGCUCAAAUACGGGAUGUUGACCUGCCACUUGAAUGCUUAGAAGAAAACAUCAUUGCUCUCUAG